This is a messenger RNA of Prunus dulcis (almond), 1586 nucleotides long. RefSeq names its product non-structural maintenance of chromosomes element 1 homolog. Gene Ontology annotation, molecular function: ubiquitin-protein transferase activity. The record is from RefSeq and is a predicted model, not a curated record. Gene Ontology annotation, biological process: DNA damage tolerance; double-strand break repair via homologous recombination. The transcript has 6 exons. NCBI's taxonomy places the organism in Eukaryota, Viridiplantae, Streptophyta, Magnoliopsida, Rosales, Rosaceae. Gene Ontology annotation, cellular component: Smc5-Smc6 complex; nucleus. The coding region runs from base 382 to 1332 and encodes 316 amino acids.
UUUCAGUCGUCAGUUAUCUUUAAACAAUAGCAGAAAACCCAACAAUCCGGAUUGUCGGGGUGUAAAAUUCCGAGCUCUAAUAUCUGAUUUGUUUUUGGUCGGAAAGCUGUAAUAUCUGAUUGGUUCCUAAUCUUAAAAAUAAUUUAGCCCAACCAUAUUAUCCCACGAAAUCUCUCCAUCUCCCGCCAUCUCAAAUAGCCCAAAACCCUAAAUAUUUCCCGCCUUCGAGAAACUCAAUUAGCCAAACCCCAAACCCAUUUUCCAGGGAAAGUUCACAUUUUCUUCAGAGCCAAACACCCAUCUUCCUCUGUCUUGUUAGGGUUUCGCGAACCAAUUUAGUGCACCACCUCUAGAAAAUUAGAAUUUGGAAGGGCAUUGGAGAUGACGGAACUAAACUGGAGACACCAGACGGUCAUUCAAGCUCUGCUUUCACGCGGCCCACUCAAGGAGGACCAGUUCCACCGCAUCUUCACGGGCCUCACCGGAAAAACCCCAGGUAGUGACCGGCAGCGAUUUGAUGAUUUUCUUCUGAAGAUAAACAAGGCACUUUCUUAUGUUCAGUUUGAGUUGCGGGGAUGCAGAUUUCAAUAUGAUGGCCAAGUUUAUUAUGGAGUUGUCAAUAAUGUCUCUGACGAAGAAUCGAAGCUGGGAACAAAAUAUUCAGUUGCUCAGAUUGCUUUCUAUAAGGCUAUUAUAGAAGCAAUCGUGCAAGAUGGUGCAGCUCAAGGAACCAUAUCUAACAUUGAUGCUCUUAAUCUACGAUUAGAGAAUCAGGUUCUAAUGAGUACAACGUCGCAAUCACAUGGAGGUCUACCUCAUGUCCCUCCUGCAUUAAAGAAUUUCUCAAUAUCUAUGAAGGAAAAAACUCUUGAUGAACUCGUACAGGACCAGUGGCUUAGUGUUACUCCAGAUAAUUAUAUUGGACUUGGUGUCAGAUCCUUCCUCGAUCUACGAAGUUGGUUUCGCAGUAAUGAUGUUCCAGCGUGUGAAGUGUGCAAUGAAGCUGGGGUGAAGGCAGCAUUGUGCCAAAAAGAAGGUUGUACAGCUCGAAUCCAUGAGUACUGUCUUAAGAAAUUGUUUUCAGAAAGGAAGGGGGAAAGAGUUUGUCCAAGUUGCGGUACUCAGUGGCAAUAUACGGUAACCAAAGCAGAAGCUGUAGAAGAUGAUGAACCAAAUUACCCUACUCAAAGCCAGCCACCUGUAGGACCCAAGAAAAAGAGGCCGAGAAGAAAUGAAGUUGGUGAUGGAGAUAUAUCUGGUUCCUCUCAAGCUUCUUUACCUGGUGGUCCUAAUCUAAGAAGAUCAACUCGAAGCUCUAUCCGUCUUCAAUAAUUCGAUUUCUUGUAGCCUCUUACAAGUAGCAUGGAGUAUAUUGUAUAUUCUUCUCCAAACAAUCUUGCAUUUGCUGAAAACGUCAUGCAAGUAUGAAAGUAGUGUUUUUGUAAGACAAUGCCGUAGAAAUCUGAAGUGAUUGUAGGAUUUUUAUGAGGGAAGGUUGUAGAAUUCUGGUGCAUUACCCCAUUAUAUUUUUGUUAUGACCAGGAACUUGCUUUUAAAGAUGAACAUGAAAGAUAUCUAAUUCCGGA